AACAAAAUUGCUAUAAAAGCAAUGAUGAAUUUGUCAACAGAUAUCAGUUCAUUACGCUUCAUUGCAAAGAACCAACUUCAACAAAACAAAAAACAACUCAAAAUGAAAUUCAUUAUCUGUUUGGCUCUCUUCGUUGCUGCUGCUAGCGCUCAUGUUGUGGCUCCAGUGACCACUUAUGCUGCUGCUGCUCCAGCUUAUACAACAUAUGCCGCUGCUGCUCCAGCUUAUACCACUUAUGCUGCAGCUGCCCCAGCCUAUACUACUUAUGCUGCUGCCCACCCUGCCUACACCACUUAUGCUGCCGCUGCUGCUGCUCCAGUAUACACCCGCUCGUUGUACUCUGCUCCCGCUGCCUAUACAACCUAUUCGGCACCAGCUGUAGUGUCAGCUCCUGCUGCCGCCGUUGUUGCUCCAGCUGCUCCCGCAGUCUACACCACUUUGUUGAAGAAGAAGUAAAUGUUUUGAAAUUGGAACGAUGUAAUGAAAAUGAUCCUUUGCUUGACCGAAUUGGUUUCAAAUGACUGAUUGCUGCUAGAAAAAAAGAAAUAAAUAAAGGAAAAAAAACCUAAAUUAGAUAUUGUGUUUGUCA
This is a messenger RNA of Musca domestica (house fly), 589 nucleotides long. RefSeq names its product pupal cuticle protein G1A-like. Bases 22 to 456 code for a protein of 144 amino acids. The transcript has 2 exons. The record is from RefSeq and is a predicted model, not a curated record. Lineage: Eukaryota; Metazoa; Arthropoda; Insecta; Diptera; Muscidae.